Pectinophora gossypiella (pink bollworm) is the source of this 1170-nucleotide messenger RNA. RefSeq names its product protein obstructor-E-like. Gene Ontology annotation, molecular function: chitin binding. Gene Ontology annotation, cellular component: extracellular region. The transcript is spliced from 6 exons. The record is from RefSeq and is a predicted model, not a curated record. The coding region runs from base 117 to 758 and encodes 213 amino acids. Lineage: Eukaryota; Metazoa; Arthropoda; Insecta; Lepidoptera; Gelechiidae.
UAUAGCAUAUUUUUUGUUCCUGUCCAAUAGCUUUAGAUAGUGUGCCCCAGUGUUCUCUGUACCUAGUUUCUAACAUUUUUGUUUUGUGUUAUCGCUGUUAUCAAAUAUACUAAAACAUGAUUGCUCAAAGCUUUGCUGUUCUGAUGCUGGCGAGCGCGGCUCUCGUUGCUGGUGUGCCGAGGGAUUUCAGCAAUGUUGACCCCAACACCCUCUCAUGCGAUCCCCAUGGCCUGGUGUUCCUGCUGCUGCCUCACUUCGAGGAGUGCGACAAGUACUACAUGUGCAGUCACGGCAAAGAAGUGGAGUUCACUUGUCCUGGAGGGACCAUCUUCAACUUUAUUCUGCAGACAUGCGACUGGGCGUGGGCUACCAAAUGCUGGCUGCGAGAGAUCAUUGAAGAGAUCGAAGGCUCCGGCGAGGAGUCCGGGGACUUCGAAUGGUUCAGCUCCGACAACGCUCAUGGCAAUGCUGCCCUCGUUCCGUCAUCAGGGCAGGUCGACAACGUGAAGGUGGCCACUCCCACCAAGUUCUCUGCCAUCCUGGACUGCUCCAACCCUUCCGCUGCUGUCCGACAGCUCCCAUACAAGGGUGACUGCCAGCGCUACUGGCGUUGUAUUGAUGGCCUCCCUCAGUCGGUCUACUGCUCAGACGGUCUCUUCUUCAACGAGAAGUCCCAGCAAUGUGACUUCGAAGGCAACGUGAAAUGCAACGUCAACCACGAAGACGAAUUAACCGGAGAAUUCAUCGUUUAUAAAUGAAUAUAAAUACGCUAUUGGUGCUGAUUCCUGUGCACACAAUUUAAUUUUAAGUCAUCCGUCCCUUUCCUUUCCGGUGGAUAAGAAAAUGACAGCUUAAAAUAAAAUUAGGUGACAGGAAUUAGGACCAUUAAAUAACCAAGAUUAGGAGCAAUCUCUAACUAGAUACUUAAAUGGUUUGUUGGAUAUUUAUGUCAUGAUAUGAAUAAAAUAGAGACACUAAAAAGGUGCCCAUUCUUGCGUUGAAAGCAUACUCACUCAACUAUUAACAACUAAACUUUAUUUUAUAUAAGUUUGACAACUUUAAAAAUAGUGCCGAACUUUACUUACAAUGAGUGCAGAAAAGAGAUAAAGCUAGUUUUAGAACUGUCAAAGUAAAAUGAAGUUUGUGUGACAGAAGAGGCAUCUAUAUAAA